UCCGCCACUGCGCACAUCACAUGAUCAGCCAAACGGUACACUGAGGCAGUUGCAAUCCGCCGCAACUGUUUUCUUUACGGUCUUUAGUGACAAUACAAUCGUUAAAGUUUUUGCUUUAAUGUGUUUUGAAAGUUUUGUGCAGCUUCUUUUGUAACUCGUUUAAUAGCAUAUACAAUAGCAAUCGUAUUUGGAACGUACUAUACUGGACCGGUUUACGCUUUGAUGAGUCUGAAGUCUGAUGUAGGUGUGUUUUGUCCUUAGUUCCAUCCAGGUUAGCUUUAGUAUCUCUUUUUUAUUUUUCUUCUUUUUUUUACAAACGGGAAAAUGAAACUGAUUAUCCUCAAUGACUACGAAGCGUCAAGCGAGUGGGCUGCAAAGUACAUCAGAAAUAAAAUUUUACUUUUCAAACCUGGCCCAGACCGCUUUUUCACUCUUGGCCUUCCUACUGGAAGCACUCCCUUAGGCUGUUACAAGAAACUGAUUGAGUAUUACAAGAAAGGAGUAAUCUCUUUCCAAUAUGUCAAGACGUUCAACAUGGAUGAAUAUGUGGGACUUCCCAGAGAUCACCCCGAGAGCUACCAUUCCUUCAUGUGGAAUAACUUCUUUAAGCACAUCGACAUACGAGCCGAGAACACGCACAUCCUUGAUGGCAACGCUCCAGACUUGCAAGCAGAGUGUGACGCCUUCGAGAAGAAAAUAACAGCGGCCGGGGGCAUCGAGCUGUUUGUCGGAGGAAUUGGGCCGGAUGGCCACAUCGCCUUUAACGAGCCGGGCUCAAGCUUGGUGUCGAGGACCAGGGUGAAGACUUUGGCAAGGGACACCAUUGUGGCCAAUGCAAGAUUCUUUGAUGGAGACCUCAGUAAAGUGCCCACCAUGGCCCUGACCGUUGGAGUGGGCACCGUCAUGGAUGCAAAGGAGGUGAUGAUUCUCAUCACUGGAGCUCACAAGGCUUUUGCUUUGUACAAAGCCAUCGAAGAAGGCGUGAACCACAUGUGGACCGUGUCUGCAUUCCAGCAGCACCCGCAAACUGUUUUUGUGUGUGACGAAGACGCCACGCUGGAACUGAGGGUUAAGACUGUGAAAUAUUUUAAAGGGAUGAUGUAUGUGCACAACAAGCUGGUAGAGUUACCCGAUGUAGAGUCCAACAAAUAAGGAUGCUUUGUACAAUUUUUGGGAUCAUGCAUUAAAAAAAAAAAAAAA
Syngnathus acus (greater pipefish) is the source of this 1200-nucleotide messenger RNA. RefSeq names its product glucosamine-6-phosphate deaminase 1 (gene gnpda1). The transcript is spliced from 6 exons. Gene Ontology annotation, cellular component: cytoplasm. NCBI's taxonomy places the organism in Eukaryota, Metazoa, Chordata, Actinopteri, Syngnathiformes, Syngnathidae. Gene Ontology annotation, biological process: N-acetylneuraminate catabolic process; carbohydrate metabolic process; D-glucosamine catabolic process. The record is from RefSeq and is a predicted model, not a curated record. Gene Ontology annotation, molecular function: identical protein binding; glucosamine-6-phosphate deaminase activity. Bases 325 to 1152 code for a protein of 275 amino acids.